Phytomonas sp. EM1 is the source of this 1893-nucleotide messenger RNA. The record is from the annotation of a GenBank genome assembly. Lineage: Eukaryota; Euglenozoa; Kinetoplastea; Trypanosomatida; Trypanosomatidae.
AUGUUAACACAGCUGCACAAGUUACCCGUGAUGUAUGCAUCGACCAUAGAAAGAAUCAUUAUGAUGUGCUUCAUGACAGAUGACGCUCAAAAGUUAGGUCUGUACGCCUUCGAUGCAGCUUCAGAAUUUUCUUUCAAGUCCGAGCACGAUGAAAUGACUCUUAGUGUUCUGAAAAAUAGGGCAAGAAAAGGCAUGAGUUGGCAUGAAUUCUUUGAGACAGUAACUCUAUCAUUUAGCAAAAAUUGCGUUUCCGCGCAAAAAAUUACUCGCAGUAAUAAAGACACUCCGAGUGAGGAAUCAGUUGACAAGCGUCGCACCGUUUUCUCCGUUGACGAAUUACACCUUUCUUGUUAUAGUAUCGAAUUUAUAUUAGUUCGAACCACAGAAGACAUGCAAGCAUACAUCUUGGAGCGGAUGAUUAGAACACAACGACUGAUUUCUCAUCCAAAGGAAUACCAGAGGAUCUUGCUUCAAGUCAUGGGUGACGAGACUAUUAUGCGGGGUAAAUGUGAAAAGCUUAAUGUUGAGCUCCAAUCGCUGCAGAAGUUGUUUCUUCGUACCUUACAACAAGUGGAGGCCAAAAAAACGCGCCUGUUGGAAUUAAGAAAAAUUAUUAAUCUUGAAACGAAGAAGCAAGAGAAUAAUCCAUGGGUCACAGUCAGAGAAAAACAGCGGCGGGAAAAUCCUGGGAAUGCUGCAAGGGUACCCAAUCCACUUAUAGAUCACACCUGUAAAGACUUUGAUAAAGACUUACUGCGUUUAAUCAAGAGUCGUUGGAUUAAGGAGGAGCAAUGCGAUCUCGCAUCCCCUGCUAAUCGUGUAGUGCAGCCUUACUCUUCUGAGGAACUCGCAGAUAGAAUCAAAAACUUUAGUAAUGCUCAACAUCAGUCUAUAUGGGAAGCGCUCGAUAAAAUAGACGAUUGGGACUAUAGCGUAUUCGACAUACAAAUUGCCAUGACUGGCGAUCACUGUGGUUCUCUUUCUAAUCAACCAAAUGGGGGGUCCCUUUUUGUGACAUUGUAUGCUCUUUUAUGUAAGUACAACUUUAUGCAAGAAUUCGGAAUGGAUGAGCAGAUUGUGCUCAACUGGAUUAGCGUCGUAGAGGGUGGAUAUCACGCUAAUCCAUAUCAUAAUUCAAUGCAUGCUGCUGAUGUGGUACAAAUCACUCAUUACAUUAUUAGUAGGGGUGGGCUUGCAUAUAAGUGUGAGCUUACAAGGCUGCAAAUGUUCUCUGCCGUUUUUGCAGCUGCAAUCCAUGAUUUUGACCAUCCUGGUAUAAACAAUCAGUUUCAUAUCAGAACACGGAGCUACUUGGCCACACUGUAUAAUGACCGUAGCGUUUUGGAGAAUUUGCAUGUUAGCAAUGUUUUUGAGUUAAUGAGAAAUCCCGAGUUCAAUAUCCUAGCAAGCUUUCAUGAGGAACAACGAAGGGAGGUUCGCGAGACGGUGAUAGAGAUGGUGUUGGCUACCGAUAUGAGCAUGCAUGAAAAGUAUCUUGCACAGCUUAAAAAGAAACUCCAGGAACGUGCCGUGUUUACGAAUCAUGAAAACCAGAUUUUAGCUUUAGCAUUAGCACUAAAGAUGGCUGAUGUUUCCAACUGCGGGCGCCCAUUAGACAUAUACUUACAAUGGAGCGCAAAAAUAUCAGAUGAGUUUUAUCAACAAGGUGACCGUGAGAGGCAGUUGGGGAUGUACUGCAGUCCCUUCAUGGAUCGUCUUCAGCCUAGCAUGGGAAAAGGCCAGGUCGCAUUUAUAAACUUUAUUGUGAUUCCGUUUUUCGAACAAUUAGCGGUACUUCUUCCAGACCUACAUUUCGCUGUUGAUUUUGCAGAGAAAACGAAGAAAUACAGGUCGAUGCAUGAUAACUUGGAGGGGAACGGGAUUUCUAUAUGA